AUGCCUCCCGCUACUAUGCGCGCCGUGGUGUUCAAGGGUGACUACAAGGUCGCUGUUGAGGACCGACCGUACCCCAAGAUCCAGAAACCCACAGACGCAGUCCUGAAGGUGACCAGCACCGCCCUCUGCGGAAGCGACCUGCACUUCUACCGUGGCCACCUCAAGUGCUCACCGGACUUUGUGUGCGGGCACGAGUUCGUAGGCGAGAUCGUGGAGAAAGGCGACUCGGUCUCGAAAUUCCAGAUCGGCGACAAGGUCGUGGUGCCCUUCUACACGGCGUGCCAGAACUGCUACUACUGCGUGCGGGGCCAGGCCUCCCGCUGCAAGCACGGCGAGCUCUUCGGCAACAGCGUGCCCGCCAACACCAUCGACGGCGGGCAGGCCGAGUACGUGCGGGUCCCGCUGGCGGACACCACGUUCGUCAAAGCCCCCACCAGCAUCCCGGAAGAGAUGCUCGUGCUCAUGGCCGACAUCUUCCCGACGGGCUACUUCGCGGCCUCGCGCUUCCUCAAAAACCUCAGUGACCGGGACCGCAAGGAGUAUACCACGGCGGUGGUCGGGUGCGGGCCCGUCGGGCUGUGCGCCAUCACGUGCGCCCUGACCAUGGUUGACACCGUGUACGCCAUCGACUCGGUCCCCGAGCGCCUGGAGGAGGCGAAGCGCAUCGGCGCCAUCCCCAUCAACCUCAACGACAAUCCCGCUGAGAAGAUCAAGGCGGCCAGCGACGGGCGUGGCGCCGAUGUGGUCAUGGAAGUCGUCGGGCACGCCGACGCGCUCUACCUGGCUUUUGACAUGAUCAGGCCAUGGGGCCAGAUCAGCUCUAUUGGCGUGCACACGGAGAAAUUUGAGCUGAAUGGUUUGAUGAUGUACGGCAAGAAUGUGACGAUGGCGUUCGGGCGGUGCCCCGUCCGCUCGAUAUUUGAGGACGCACUGGCGCUGCUGGUGCAGGAGCAGAAGAAGGUGGCGUUCCUGUGCGGCAAGACCAUGCCGUUGGAGGAAGCGCCCAAGGCGUACGAGGAUUUUGAGGCAAGGAAGGUGAACAAAAUUGUCUUCAAGAUGGGCGGCAAGACGGGAGAGGCCAUUGCGGACAAGGUGUGA
Molecule: messenger RNA, 1098 nt
Organism: Cyphellophora europaea CBS 101466
Lineage: Eukaryota; Fungi; Ascomycota; Eurotiomycetes; Chaetothyriales; Cyphellophoraceae
Exons: 2
Coding region: 1-1098 (365 amino acids)
Molecular function (GO): zinc ion binding; oxidoreductase activity
Source: RefSeq, a predicted model, not a curated record